Molecule: messenger RNA, 1991 nt
Organism: Paramormyrops kingsleyae
Lineage: Eukaryota; Metazoa; Chordata; Actinopteri; Osteoglossiformes; Mormyridae
Source: RefSeq, a predicted model, not a curated record
UGUCUGUUCAGACUGCCUUACAGUUGAUAUUGGAAGAGACAGAGGGUUUUGAUGGUGAUGCAGAGGAAAACGUUUCAGAAUGCGAGGAUCACAUUUCUGAAAAUUCAGAGUCUGACAAUGAGUUUGAAGAGGAUGAUGAGCAUCAACCAGCUCUGAAGUGUAAAAUAGCCUCAGGACCAGCCCGUGAACAGCCAGGCAAAGGACCAGCCCAUCAGCCAGCUUCAAAACGCAAGCGAACCUCAGGACCAGCCCGUCAGCAGCCAGCCCUAAGACCAGCAGGUGAGCAGCAAGCCACAGGUCCAGCCAAUGAGCAGCCAGCUAUAGGGCAAGACUGUCAGCAGCUUGCAAAUAAUGUAUGGAUGUCAAAAGAUGGCAAAAUUGAAUGGUCUUCCUGCUCAAGAAAUGAACCCCCCCGCAUGGCUGCCAAUGUGAUUCGGAUGAUACCAGGACCUACACGCUUGGCAGUCACUCAUGCACAAGACAUCAAGUCUUCUUUUGACCUUUUCAUGCCAUACCCUAUCAAGAAAAUCAUCCUGGAUUGCACCAAUUUAGAAGGAAGCAGAGUUUUUGGAGAGACUUGGAAGGUUUUGGACGAAACCGAUUUGAAUGCUUACUUUGGGGUUCUUAUCCUUGCUGGUGUUUUCAAGUCCAAAGGGGAGGCCACAGAAUCUCUGUGGAAUGAAGAAACUGGCAGAGAACUUUUCCGGUCAACAAUGUUUCUGAAAACUUUUUAAAUAAUUUCCAGGACCAUUCGUUUUGAUGACCGUGAUGAUAGACCAGCUCGACGGCAGAGAGACAAACUGGCUGCCAUCAGGACGGUGUGGGACAAGUGGGUGGCCGGUCUCCCCCUGUUUUACAACCCUGGUCCCAAUGUUACCGUUGAUGAGCAGCUGAUGCCAUUUCGGGGCCGCUGCCCAUUUCGGCAGUAUAUACCAUCUAAGCCUGCCAAGUAUGGUAUAAAGAUUUGGGCUGCCUGUGAUGCUGCAUCAUCUUAUGCCUGGAACUUGCAGGUCUACACAGGGAAACGUAAUGGAGGAGCCCCUGAGAAAAAUCAAGGCAUGAGAGUGGUCCUCGAUAUGGCUCAGGGACUUUCUGGACACAACAUCACGUGUGACAAUUUUUUCACAUCGCACAAGCUGGGACAGGAGCUGCUAAAGCGGAAGCUGACUAUGGUGGGAACAGUACGCAAAAACAAGUCUGAGCUCCCUCCCCAGUUGCUGAAAACAGAGGACAGGCCUGUCCAGUCAUCAAAGUUUGCAUACACGGCUGACACGACCCUGGUAUCGUAUGUACCAAAGAAAGGGAAAAAUGUGCUGCUCAUGAGUACACUGCACAGGGACGGGAGAAUCUGUGGCCAGGAGCAUCAAAAGCCCGAAAUAAUCAUGGACUAUAAUGCCACAAAAGGAGGGGUGGACAACCUUGAUAAACUGGUGACUACUUACAGCUGCAAAAGGAAGACCCUACGAUGGCCUCUGGUGAUAUUUUUUGACAUGCUGGAUAUCUCCGCGUAUAACGCCUUCGUCAUUUGGAUGUCACUGAGCCCAGAGUGGAAUAGGGGAAAGCUGCAGAAGAGGCGUCUCUUUCUUGAGGAAUUGGGGAAAACACUGGUGAGACCUCAAAUUGGAAGAAGGCGACAUCUUCCAAGAACCCCAGUCUCUGCAGCGAUUGUGAGGAGGAUUCAGGAGGAAGAUGAUGGUGCCACAUCCUGCCAAAUUACAGAACCAUCACCUGCAGACCCUGGGAUUGUGGCCGGCAACAAAAAGAAGCGCUGUGAAGUGUGUGGACCAAAGAUGGACAGAAAAACACAAUAUACAUGCACCAAGUGCAAGAAGUACAUUUGCAAUACACACACAGUGAAACUCUGCCCCUCAUGUGUGAUAUAGUUUGGCAUGAAAAUAGCCAUGUUCAAUGGGACUACUGUGUUGUUCAGACAGAGUAGGUUAAAUUUCUAACGAAAUUUAAAUAAAUAAUACACUAUAGUUUUGGAAAAA